AUGGAACGUGUGCUCCCGAGAAGGGACCGGGCAGUGAACCCCCUUCUUCGCGCCUACGCGCUCGGGUACCUGUCAUCGGUCACCCCGAGGUUGGUGUCGUAUGUACGCCGACUGGACAGGCAAGACUGGACUGCACAGCAGAAACUUCAAGAGCUAGUUCAAGUCUUGACUGGCCCGUUGCGAGUUAACAGUUUCCCAACAUUUUGUGCUGCCUUAGUAGGCGGCUCAACCUUGCUACCAAUAGGAUUGUAUCGCCUAUGUGCUUUGAUCACUGCAGGACUUACCAGAGGCGACAUUCGCAUAUCUCAAAGGCUCGAUCGCUUGAUUCGAUUCGCUGCAGCCUUUCUAUCAGGAUGGUUCAGUUUCCAACUUAUCAACAGAAACCGCAUUUGUCUUCCGACAGAAGAUGUCAGGGCUCAGCGGAAGUCGACUGAGCGGGAAUCUACAGGCCAGAAAUAUGAUUCCAGUCAAGUUGCAGCCAAUCCGCUUGAGAAUCACCGCCCAGAGCUGGCAGGGAGGACAAUGGACCUUACCAUCUUCUCAGUCACACGAGCCAUGGAUGUCAUCGCGUGUGUGGCAUGGAAUCGCUGGUCCCGCCACCGCAAGGCCCAGAACCGGUGGACUGUUGCCGAACGCUUCGUACCUGGAUUAGCGGAUGCAGGAUUAUUCGCCAUGAGCGCAGCUAUCGUCAUGUGGGCAUGGUUUUAUCUCCCAGAGAGACUGCCCAGGACAUACGAGAAAUGGAUCGGGGAAGCCGCUCAGGUUGACUCGCGUUUGAUCGAGGCUUUGCGCCGUGCUCGACGAGGUGUCUUUGUAUACGGAAAGGAUACUGGACAAGCACCACUUCUCAAGCCUAUGUGCAAGGACUAUAACUGGCCAGAAGAUUGGGGAGACCCAGCCAAAACCGUUCCAAUCCCCUGCGAAAUGGUCCACAUGGGCUGCGGCCCUAGCUGUGAGAAACACGCCUUGUACCGCUUUGCCAGAACCUUUAAAUUUGCCUGUGCAACGUACAUCCCGCUACAGAUUGUUCUCCGUCUGGGGGGGAUGAAGUCCACAGCAGCUCUUCGGCGGGCUAUUUUUGAUGCUGCCCGAUCCUCUGCCUUCUUGGCCUCAUUCGUGAGCCUUUUCUACUACUCUGUUUGUCUUGCUCGAACAAGACUCGGCCCUAAGAUCUUCGAUCCGAAGACUGUCACCCCGUUGAUGUGGGACUCCGGCCUCUGUGUCGGAGUGGGAUGUCUCAUGUGUGGCUGGAGUGCAUUGGUCGAGAAGGCGCGGAAGAGACAGGAGCUGGCGCUAUUUGUGGCACCCCGGGCAGCUGCCACGGUCUUGCCACGGUUGUACGAUAAAAAGUAUCAAUACCGAGAGCGCGUUGCAUUUGCUGUCAGCGCCGCUAUUCUUAUCACUUGCCUUCGAGAACGGCCCAGCAUGGUUCGAGGGGUCUUUGGCCGCAUCACUAAUAGCGUUUUGAACUAG
Molecule: messenger RNA, 1473 nt
Organism: Penicillium canescens
Lineage: Eukaryota; Fungi; Ascomycota; Eurotiomycetes; Eurotiales; Aspergillaceae
Exons: 4
Coding region: 1-1473 (490 amino acids)
Source: RefSeq, a predicted model, not a curated record